Truncatella angustata is the source of this 1452-nucleotide messenger RNA. RefSeq lists its product as uncharacterized. The transcript has 3 exons. Lineage: Eukaryota; Fungi; Ascomycota; Sordariomycetes; Amphisphaeriales; Sporocadaceae. Bases 161 to 1384 code for a protein of 407 amino acids. The record is from RefSeq and is a predicted model, not a curated record.
CCCCUUCCAUGACGGAACAACGGUCGCGCGGCAUGAAUGUCUAGUCAAUGCUGCGUUUUUUGGUCGCCAACAUGACGGAACUUUAGCUGCCGUGAGGUCGUAAACACAAGGGGCACCAUCGACGGACAUAUAAACGAUCGGGAGCAGACGAAGGGUCAACAUGGCCGCGGAAGAUCGAGGGCCGCAGCUUGAAGCUGUGGUAAUAGUGCUCCUGGCGCUGUGCUGGGUGUCGGUUAGCUUAAGGUGCUAUACCAUGGGUUUCCUUCUUAGACGGUUCUACGCGGAAGAUUGGUUGGCUAUAAUUACAUUGAUAUUGUACACGGCGUACUCGUCGUUCAGCUUACUCGGCGUUCAUUACGGACUUGGUGCACACAUUGCCGACGUCCCUCUGGACCAUCAUCCCCAAGCACUGUUCUACAAAUGGGCAGGGCAAGUGGCAUAUGUCAUAAUCGCGGCACUGGUCAAAUUUAUUGUCGGCCUGUUGCUCCUACGACUGUGCGCGGGCAAGAGGUGGCAGUGCGUUACGCUUUGGACCCUGCUUGUUGUAUCCGGCCUCUAUGCAGCAUUCUACGUUUUUGUAGUUGUUUUCCAGUGUCAGCCGGUGCAAUUCUACUGGUACCGGUAUGAUCCCGCCCAACCAGUGAGUGGUACUUGCAAUGGCAAGGCCAUGGCAACAAUACCGACGUAUCUCUCUUUCGUCAUUAGCGUGGUUUCGGAUUGGGUAUUGGCAUUGCUACCAAUUUCUAUCCUAUGGAAUGCAAAGAUGGACCGACGAUCCAAGAUCUCGGUCGCAUGUGUGCUGUCACUGGGUUCAAUUGCGUCUAUGGCAACGAUUGCUCGAAUACCAUACGCGAAACAAGUCCUAUCCGACCCUGACUACCUAUACAACUUUACAGACCUGGCUAUUUGGAGCACUGUUGAGAUCGGCUUGGGAUUGACUGCGUCUUCUCUAGCCACUUUGAAGCCGCUUUUCCGCAAAUUGAAAAUCCUGGUGGCUACUCGAAGUGGCAGUCAUGUAACCGGUACCCUACCGCGUCAUUAUAGUAGACCGAGUUACUCUCGCGCGAGGAGCGGCUCGAUCUUCAGGGGUCAUAACCGAGAAAUCAAAAAGCUGCAGAAAUCCCCACCCACACGAAGCCCGGCUACAGGCAGUUGGAAAGCGCUCGGCGACAAACCAAAUGUGCCGGGUGGAGCGUAUGAGCUAUCACUCACCACCGAGACCAGUAGUGUGAGGACAACCAUAACUGCCAUCCAGUCUAUGGAUGAGGUUAAUCGUUUGAGUCCACCACCACCAUUACACCAUGAUUCAUUCAAGCGGACAUCUGUUUCUUUUCGCAUUUCACAUGUUGAUCUCCCUGCAGCGGGGUCUGAACGGAUGGUCUAGAGGCUGAAGAUUUAGAUUACAUAAUUAGUGCAUAGCAGUCAUGAACAAACUCCUACUCAAGCACCCGG